Molecule: messenger RNA, 938 nt
Organism: Bacillus rossius redtenbacheri
Lineage: Eukaryota; Metazoa; Arthropoda; Insecta; Phasmatodea; Bacillidae
Exons: 3
Coding region: 39-743 (234 amino acids)
Source: RefSeq, a predicted model, not a curated record
AAUAUUUUGAUGUUUACAUUUUUGAACAUUGUGUAAACAUGGCUAAAAGAGAACUUAAAAACAGGAAAUAUGAAAAUUUUCUGAGGAAAAUUUUGGAGAAUAAAGAUGUUCUGUUUGGUGCAUUUUCUGGCACUUUAACAAAAGAUGUGAAGAAGUUGUGUUGGACAGAAAUACGUGAUUAUGCAGUAGCAAUCGGUUUAGUCACAAACGACAAAGACUAUGCAUACAUCAGAGACAGCACUUGGCCAAAUCUCAGAAAUAGAACAGUGGCAAAACUCGAUAGGUCCAUUAAAAGUGGGGCUGGUGGUGAUGUCCACAGCAAGCUGGAUGUCACGGACCAGUUGAUUGUGGAAAUAAUUGGCAGAUCGUCCCCUGUUUUGAGAGGAUUAGGAGUUCCUGAUUCCUUUGAAGUAAAUCAGGAAAUAGAAGGACACAAUCCUGUUGAAAAUGAUAUACCAUGUGCAAAUGUCCAGAUAUGUGAUCACGAUAAUGCCAACCACGGGCAUCAUUCUAACGAAUUGAAUGUGAAUGUGUAUCAAAAUCCUUCACCAGCUGCUUCUUCGGGAAAGACUACGAACGAAGAAAUCUGUUCAAGACCAUUGAAAAAGAGAAGGGUAAUCGUGAGAACCUUGGAAAAUAAAAAAUGUUUAGAAGAACUUAAAAUAAGAAAAACGAAGCUAGAAGUAAGGAAACUGCAACUGGAGAUUUGGGAAACAGAGAACCGGCUGUGUUCAGCAUUGUGAACUUACACAGGAUAUCAAAAAUGUCAUUGACAAUUGUAAUGAUGCAUCCCAGCAAGAUAAGACAGAGAUUGUUAUUGUUAACAAUGGACAAUAUACAGUAAAUGAUGAUGGCAAUAUGCUAUUACUUAAAGAAUGUUAAACAUUAAAAAAAAGUAAAUCAUAAGAACACUGAAAAGUUAGGAAUGGUUGGAGUUU